UGUCUCUCGAUCUGGCUAUGCAACUGUUUCGAAGUAUUUUUUUUUUACUGAGUACUGCUGAUGAAAUGCAUGUCUUAAUAUUGACAUUUCUUGUGUCAAACUAAUUUUAGUUACCAUUGGGUAAGUUGAAAGAGUUGCGUAAACAGUUUUUGUUCUAUAAAAGUGAUAAAGUUUCGAUGUCUUCUAUUGGAAAAGGAGAUGAUGAUCUAUCCACAAAAAUACAAUGCGAUUCUCAAACGCCAUUUAAGUAUACGAAUCCUUAUUGCCAUCGACCGAAUGAAUAUCGACCGGAGACGAUAACUCCAGCACAAAAUUUACUUGCCGAUCAUACAGUUCUUUUGGUAAAUACUUACAAAGAAUGUAGAGAGGCAGUAAUAGAACUGAAUUCACAAUUAAAAGAAUAUGAUGUACUUGGCAUUGAUGCUGAAUGGAAAAUCACUUGGAGGAAAAAAAGCGGACGUAAGCCGGUCGCACUACUUCAAUUGGCAUCUCAAUAUGGACUUUGCAUACUCAUUCGUUUGUGUAUUAUCGAAAGGAUCCCUGCAGAGCUCGAUGAAAUUCUUGCCAAUCCAAAGAUAUUAAAAGUUGGCAUUGAAUCCAGAUCGGAUGGGGUUUUUUUGAACAAAGACUAUCAAAUGCGCGUUUGGAGUACACUUGAUUUACGAUAUAUGGCUGCAAUGUGCGGCUUAAGACCCGGCGGACUUGCUGCAAUGGCCAAGGAUCAUCUAUUCUAUGAACUUUCGAAAAAUAAGAGGGUACAAUGCUCCAAUUGGGAACUUGAAAUUUUAAGUCAGAGGCAAAUAGAAUAUGCCGCACUCGAUGCAAUCAUCGGAUACAAAUUAUUUCUUUAUUACUCAAGUUUUCAACAUUGCAUCACGUAUUAUACCAUUUCUUGCUUUUAUGAUAAGCAUUUCAGUCAUCCAAAGGGCAUGAUAAUGUAUGAAAAAAGCCUAAGCGAUCAAAAAACUGAACAAAAACAAAAUGAAUAAUA
Messenger RNA from Contarinia nasturtii (swede midge), 991 nucleotides. Its product is annotated as exonuclease 3'-5' domain-containing protein 2-like. Gene Ontology annotation, biological process: nucleobase-containing compound metabolic process. Lineage: Eukaryota; Metazoa; Arthropoda; Insecta; Diptera; Cecidomyiidae. Gene Ontology annotation, cellular component: cytoplasm; nucleus. Gene Ontology annotation, molecular function: nucleic acid binding; 3'-5' exonuclease activity. The record is from RefSeq and is a predicted model, not a curated record. The transcript has 3 exons. Bases 177 to 989 code for a protein of 270 amino acids.